This is a messenger RNA of Elephantulus edwardii (Cape elephant shrew), 1128 nucleotides long. It is a transcript of the gene CHCHD3, whose product is annotated as coiled-coil-helix-coiled-coil-helix domain containing 3. The record is from RefSeq and is a predicted model, not a curated record. Lineage: Eukaryota; Metazoa; Chordata; Mammalia; Macroscelidea; Macroscelididae. The transcript has 10 exons. Gene Ontology annotation, biological process: inner mitochondrial membrane organization. Bases 1 to 1128 code for a protein of 375 amino acids. Gene Ontology annotation, cellular component: MICOS complex; mitochondrion.
AUGGGCGGGACGGCCAGCACCCGCCGGGUCACCUUCGAGGCCGAUGAGAAUGAGAACAUCACGGUGGUGAAGGGCAUCCGGCUUUCUGAAAAUGUGAUCGAUCGGAUGAAGGAGGCCUCCCCGCCCGGUUCCAAGUCUCCACGGUAUUCUGGUGGUUAUGGCGCCUCAGUUUCCGAAGAAGACUUGAAGGCCAGGGUGGCGGAGGAACUGGCGUUGCAACAAGCUAAGAAAGACUUGGAAAAGCAAAAGCGACUAAAGCAAGGCAAAGAGGCAGACUGGGAGCAGACCUCUGCUGAUGAGCGGCUGACGAGAGCGAUUCUUCGAGAGAGACUCAACAGCGAGGCGGAGCGCUCCAACGCAAAGCACCUGGAGAUUGAAGACAAAGCUAAGCAGCUGGAAGAGAAAGAUCGGCUGAUCAAGAAACAGGAUGAGUUCUACAAGGAGCAGCUGGCGAGACUGGAGGAGAGGAGCUCAGAGUUCUACAAGGUCACGACUGAGCAGUAUCAGAAAGCUGUUGAGGAAGUGGAAGCAAAGUUCAAGCGGUAUGAUUAUCAUCCAGUCUGCGCUGACCUGCAGGCCAGAAUUCUCCAGUGUUACCGCCAGAACACCCAUGAGACCCUCAGCUGCUCUGCGCUGGCUGCCCAGUACAUGCACUGCGUCAACCAGGCCAAACAGAUCUCGCUGUGGGCUGAGGACAAACAGCUCCUGCCUGGCCCGGCCUCCACGGCCUCCCGCUGCAGACGCCCGGCCUUGAGGCUGCCUCAGCCCCCUGCGCAGCUCCGGGGCAGCCGGGACAGCAGCCACAGCUCAGUGCUGCCUGGUCUCUACAGCCUGAGCGUCCAUCACCUGGUCAGCUGGCUCAGCAUCCCUGGGGAUUCUGACUGGACACUCGGAAGUGGGGCCCGUUCAUCUGAGUUUUACCAGACCUGGGGUGUCAGCCCCCAGGAGCCUGAGAACCAGAGCUCUGGAGCCCGCUCCCCAGACAGCAGACCCUCCAGCUGCUCACAGGUCCUGCCUCUCACCACCCACCGGGACCCAGCCACCCGGCAGACACCUCAUCAGACCCAUCCUGGAACACCAUCCUCAGUCUCACGAACAAGACAGGAGGUGGCGAUGGAAGAAGGCUGA